UGCGCAGCGCACUGGUGCCAACGGUGGAUCGGCGGCAACAAGGCGGAGGAAUCGAAGGCGUCGCCGGGCUCACGCUGCUUCGUUAGAAGGACGGAGCGAAGCAAGGACCGCGCCUCAAGAGGCACCCAAAAUGGAAAAGAGAAAGAGUGGCCAGAUAACACCUCAGGAGCCACCUAGAGCUAAGAGGGUAAGAGAGGACAUACCACAGGAAACCAGGGGAAGGCGCUCCAACCCCAACCAGCAGCCAACCACAAGCCGCAAAUACGCAGAGGCUGUGAGCAGCAUUCGGAUGGCUGUGUUGCCCCGCAACUACCCGGCGGAGGCCCUAGGAUCCGAACAACUGACGGCGCUCCAGGACUGCAUAGUGGACGCUCUGUCUGUCGGCAUAGGCUUCACCGGCGCCUUCAAUGGCAUAUUCUUCAAGGGAGGAAUGCUGCUGGUUGACUGCCAAAAUGAAAAGUCGGCCACUUGGAUACAAGGGAUCGUACCAAGACUGGAGGGUUGGAGUGGUCCGGCCCUGUGUGUAAGAAGGGGAGACGAGAUCCCACAGCUACACAACAUGGUGGCGUUCUUCCCAAGAAGCGCAGAUAAAGGCUACGACAUCGCGCUCAAUCUGGUAAGGAACCAGAACGAAGGUUUAAGUACCUCGGCGUGGAAGGUCGUAGCGAGCAAAGUUGAAGGUUCCGGGUGGAACCUCAACAUAACGAUGGACGAUGAGUCAUACAAGUAUAUCCGCCAGAAGGGAUUCAGACUAAAUUUCCGCUUCGGCAAGAUCGUCGUGAGGCCAUGGAGGCCCAAGACCACGUCUACAAGCCAGGAACCUCCGAAGGAGACGACCGCGGCUCCAGCUCCACCCGUAGCCCGCCAAGCAGCGCAUGAAGCGACUGCCGCUGUGGUUUCGUGUGAGAGAGAGGAGCCCACCAACGACACAAUUUCGGCUGGGCAGGUUGCGACCUCCAAUGAAGAAGUGAACAGCAGCAACGAGGUCCCUAAGGAGCAGGAAGGCAGGUUGCCAUCCACCCAAGAGCUCCUGGAAGGGCUGGAGAUGCAGGUCGAUGGAGGGAUUGAGGACGAGGACCCGUCUCUCGUCGAACCUGAACUAUAAUCUCCAGUACCGGCAUAGAGGUGGCUCAGGUGAACCUCCAUCACGCAUCGGCAGCCUCGGCGGUCAUCGUGAAGAGGUUCAUCUCGGAUAACCUGGGCAUCAUCUUAAUCCAGGAACCUUGGGUGUUCAGAGGAGAGGUAAGAGGCCUCAACACAAGAAAGAGCAAGAGUUUCUAACGCAAGAUCUGGUGGCAGUACAGAUAAAGGACAAGGAAGGAUCGGACUUCGUCCUCGCAUCCGCAUAUUUUCCGGGAGAGACGGCCACGGCACCCCCCCCAUUGAUACUAAAACUAGUGGAGCACUGCAAGGCCAACAAUCUGCCCCUAACCAUAGGUUGCGAUGCCAAUGCGCACCACACGGAAUGGGGCAGCACGGACUGUAACGUGAGGGGAAAAUACUUUGAUUUGAAUAAUGAUAACGACGUUCAAGCUGCAUUAGACCUCUUAGACGAUUCUGAUGCAGAUUUCAGUGACGAUAAUGAUAUUGAUGAGGAAAUUUGGGUACCAUUCAACAUUUUCCCAGAAUCUCCAGCAAGUGAUGAAGAUGAUAAUGAGAAUGCAACUGCAUCUGCGACUGCAUCAGCAAUUUCUCAGGAUGAUUCAAGUGUAGUAGCUCCGCAAACAUCACGGCCAAUCAUUAUUUCUAAUAUUUUGUUAAAUGCAGCACAGCCAUCAUCUAUCAGAAAUGUUUCACUAAAUACGACUCAGUCAUGCACUUCCACAAGUAAUACAGCGAAAAGACGUCAACUAUGGAAAAGUGCUCCAUUUGAUUGCAACGAUCUACCCAUUGCAUCUGGUUGUCAAAACAUAGCAUUAGUGAAAACACCAUUGGAGUACUUCAAGAAUUACUUCCCAGAAUCGCAUUACGACGAUGCCAUAAAAUUUACAAAAAUGUACGUUAUGAGCACACGUGGGCAGGAAGUCCGAUAUCAACAAGCCGAUUUUAAACGAUUUUAUGGAUGCGCAAUGAUAAUGGGGUGUCUUGGAUUUCCGAAAAUAAGAAUGUACUGGUCACAUGAAUUCCAAAUUCCUGCAAUUUACAAUUCAAUGUCACGUGACAAAUUUUUGCAAAUGCGAUCGGACAUUCACUUUGCAGAUGUUUCUGUGCCAGACCCCUGUAACAAAUUAUGGCGCGUACAACCUGUGAUCGAUUUAGUAAGAAACCGUUGCAAUAAUUUAGCAACUGAAAUAACACAGCAUUUAAUAGAUGAACAAGUUGUUCCAUUUACUGGAAGAUGCCCUGCGCGUCAAACAAUUCGAUCAAAACCAAGACCUACUGGUCUAAAAAAUUUGGUAUGUGCAACUGUAAGUGGGAUGAUAGUGGACAUUGAAGUUUUUCAAGGCGCUGGCACUUUUCAAGAUUGUGGUUUAGGGCAUGGCGCGUCUAUUAUAAUGAGGCUAACAAAACACCUCCCAAAAGGCAGCCAUAUAUAUUUCGAUCGCUUUUUCACAACAAUACCCCUCAUUCAGUCGGUGCACCAAAUCGGUUUCCAUGGAACAGGAAUUAUAAUGGCAAAUCGAUUGGACAAAAAUUUGAAAUUUCCCCAGGACAAGGAAAUGAAUAGGGGUGAUAUUAUCCAGUUCACGAACGGUGACAAUGUAGCCGUUGUCAAAUGGAAAGAUAGCAAAGGUGUCGUAGUCGUUUCCAGCCAGUGCGGCAAAGAUCCCAUCGGCGAGACAGAUAGGUGGAACAAAAAUAUGAAACGCCGUUGCCCUGUGCAUAUCGCAAAAGUUAUAGAAAAUUAUAAUGAACUUAUGGGGGGUGUCGAUAUAGCUGACCAGAUGCUUGAAUACUACAGGAUAAAAAUGAAAACCAGGAAAUGGACUGUAAAAGUAUUUUUUCAUUUUCUUGAUCUGGCUGUAUUCAACUCAUGGAUGGAGUCUAAAAGAGAUGCCAAAUUAGCUGGUCUGCAUAGGUCCAAAGUUAAGACCUUUUUAACGUUCGAAAUGAAGAUUUGAUCGCUACGAUCAUUGGCCCUCAUUCGCAGAUGAGACACCUAGAGCUUGCCGCAAUAAUUGCGGUAGUCGGUCAAGAGGACGAUGCCAAAAAUGCCACGUCAGCCUUCGUCUAGCAAAAAAACAAGGAUUGUUUGGAACAGUACCACACAAAAGACUAAAUAUGUUCCUUAUUAAUUAGCUAUUUUAUUCCUAAGGCAAUGACGUACCUAACAGUUUUUUCUAUUAAUGCACUGAAUUUUCGGCAUGACUUUUUGUUCAUUUUUUUUUUCAAUAAAAGAGAAAACCAAAUAUUAUUUUUGUGUCUUAUUUCUUGGAGCAAUUUUUCAGCCUAAGACCUAGGUAUCACAAUUGUGCGAUGUCCUUUUUCCAAAAAAAAUCAUUACAGUCAUGUUCAUCAUGUAAUUUGUGAUCAAAAAAUGCAAAACUUUCUUUCAGAUAGUUGAUUUCAGUGGAAUUAGAAGGAAUCAAAAGCAUAGGUCUGAAA
Bactrocera dorsalis (oriental fruit fly) is the source of this 3546-nucleotide messenger RNA. RefSeq names its product piggyBac transposable element-derived protein 3-like. NCBI's taxonomy places the organism in Eukaryota, Metazoa, Arthropoda, Insecta, Diptera, Tephritidae. The transcript is spliced from 3 exons. The record is from RefSeq and is a predicted model, not a curated record. The coding region runs from base 1995 to 3062 and encodes 355 amino acids.